Xyrauchen texanus (razorback sucker) is the source of this 1906-nucleotide messenger RNA. It is a transcript of the gene saraf, whose product is annotated as store-operated calcium entry-associated regulatory factor. The transcript is spliced from 6 exons. Bases 197 to 1213 code for a protein of 338 amino acids. Gene Ontology annotation, cellular component: endoplasmic reticulum membrane. NCBI's taxonomy places the organism in Eukaryota, Metazoa, Chordata, Actinopteri, Cypriniformes, Catostomidae. Gene Ontology annotation, biological process: regulation of store-operated calcium entry. The record is from RefSeq and is a predicted model, not a curated record.
CGGAAGCGGAAGUGUGUGAAGAAUGAUGUUGCGUUGAAUAAGGAAGAGUUGUCAGGGUUGUCAAUUUCACUUUGUUUACAUCAUCUUUACCUUCACUUAUUGUUUAAAGCCACGUACAUGUAGAGGAUUACAGUGACGAACGUCAGACCAUCUAACUCAAGGAUAAAGAGAGGUUCAAGACAUCAUAUUUGGAGAAAUGAAGAGCGCUGGAGUUGUAUUGCUACACAUCUUGCUUGUUGUGCCUCACAUCAUCUGCUGGACGAAUGAUGCCGUGUUACUGCAUGACGUUCAAGUGCUCACCCUCUACAAAGGUCGCUAUGCCACCGCACGGCGCUCCAGUCCGGUUCAACAGCUUCAAUGUGUCGGGGGGUCAGCUGGCUGUGGAUCAUUCGUCCCAGAGGUGGUCCAGUGUUAUAACAAAGGAUCAGAUGGCAUAGACAUUCAGUGGGAGUGUAAGGCUGACAUGGAUAACGCAUACAGGUUUGGCCGCGUGGAAGUUUCCUGUGAGGGUUACAGCAGUCCUAAUGAUGCAUAUAUCCUGAAGGGCUCAUGCGGUCUGGAAUACACACUGGAGCUCACAGCGGAGGGGAAGCAGCAGCACACUCGUGGCUCAUCUGGCUUUUCAGGCUUUGCAUCUAGCUUCUUCCAAGGCUUCUCUAAUCAUAAACAGCAGCAGAGCGGUGGCCACUAUCAGCAGUCUAAUAGCCAUUAUUCCUCCCAGAACGGCCAAUCAAAUGAUGGAGUGGGUGGGCUUAUGGUGGUAGCUUUCUUUUUGCUCUUGGCAUAUGGUGUGUAUAAGAUGUUUCUGUGCAGCCCUACUCAUGGCCACCAAGGUCACAAUGAUGAUCGCUCCCAAGGGUUCAGUGGGCCCUGGGAUAAAAGCCAUGGCAUGGGACCACCACCCCCUGGAUUUAAACCAGAUUACACAGACCAGUCCAGCUCAAGGCCUGGCUAUGGUUUUUCUGACUCAUACACUAGACCUCAAAAUUCUUGGACUGGUUCCACUGGUGGAAACAGCGGAACAGGAGGUGGUGGAUUCUGGACUGGAAUGGGCACAGGUGGAGUUCUGGGAUACCUGUUUGGGAGUCAGAGACGACAACCACCCAUGGGCUCCACAGGACCAUCUUACUUCAGCAGACCUUCUCCACCAUCACAACCAACAAGCUCAGGAACACGCACUGCCUCAGGUUUUGGGGGAACUAAAAGAAGAUGAUUGAAGACGAGCUCCUAGAUGGACACCCACACUCAAAGCCUAAGUUCACAGAUGGGUCAAAACUGAUUUACACCAAAUUAACCCUUUUAUGGGAUAUUACGGUUCUUUGAUUACUGAGAUGUUGCUAGACUAAAUCAAGCAUGCUAUUCAUAUGGAUUUCUGAGUUUUUUGCUGUUCUCUCAAACUCUUAAAAAUACCCUUUCUUCUUUCGUACUGAGGAAAACUAUGGAUUAAUUAAAUAAAAAAGUAGCUGUUUCUGCACUGAUGAGAAAUGUCUGUCAAUCAUUUCAUGCAAUGUGAAACCAAAAGAAAAUCUUAGUUCAUAGUUUGAAAAGGGACAUUGAUUGUAUAUUCACUUACAUCAAUAUAUAUAUAUAUAUAUUACAUGUAUUUUAUACUUUAAAAUGUAUGGAAAUGCACUUACCUUACCUUCUAUGUGCAAAGCUAAAAUAUAAUGAUUGGAUUCUUGGUUUUUAUUAUCAGUGCUUUGUGUGUGAAAGAUUUAUUAGCUAUUUCUGGACAUUGCUUAGACAUGCUGUGAUAAGUUGAAACAUAAGUUAAAAUUUGUAUGUUGAUCUGGAAAGGUUAAGUUGAUGCAAGAUGUUUGUAUAUUAAAAAUCUUUCUCUAUCCAGCUUGCUUUAUCUGUUUUACAUUAAAGUACUGUUCUGCAGAUGUUUUGGUUAUACAUUUUU